Molecule: messenger RNA, 7989 nt
Organism: Anolis carolinensis (green anole)
Lineage: Eukaryota; Metazoa; Chordata; Lepidosauria; Squamata; Anolidae
Gene: atad1
Product: ATPase family AAA domain containing 1
Exons: 10
Coding region: 231-1343 (370 amino acids)
Biological process (GO): extraction of mislocalized protein from mitochondrial outer membrane
Cellular component (GO): mitochondrial outer membrane
Molecular function (GO): ATP hydrolysis activity; ATP binding
Source: RefSeq, a predicted model, not a curated record
UUAUGCUAGAUGCAUAAGAAAAAUGUAUUAAUGCUAAUUAGGCAGAAAGAUGGUGACUCUAAAAAUAAUUUAAAAUUAAAUAAAGAAUUAGAAUGGGAGGAGGGCUGAAAAUGAUGUAUUCAGCUUUCUUUUGUAGCAGAAAUAGAAGAAAUAAUCAAUUAGUUGGGGUUUUCUAAUAUGACCAACUACUAGCAAGUGAUUGUCCUAACAAUGGCACCUCUUACCAAAGAAUGGAUUGUUUAGGUAAAACAAGCAAAAUGGUGCAUGCUGAAGCCUUUUCCCGUCCUCUAAGUCGGAAUGAAGUUGUUGGUUUAAUUUUCCGGUUAACGAUAUUUGGUGCUGUAACCUAUUUUACCAUUAAAUGGAUGGUAGAUGCAAUUGAUCCAACAAGGAAGCAAAAAGUAGAAGCUCAGAAACAGGCAGAGAAAUUAAUGAAGCAAAUAGGUGUGAAAAAUGUAAAACUCACAGAGUAUGAAAUGAGCAUUGCUGCCCAUCUUGUAGAUCCUCUGAGCAUGCAUGUAACCUGGAGUGAUAUUGCAGGUCUAGAUGAGGUUAUUACAGACUUGAAGGACACUGUCAUUUUGCCGAUCAGAAAAAAGCAUCUGUUUCAGAAUUCCAGGCUCCUACAACCUCCUAAAGGAGUACUUCUCUAUGGCCCUCCAGGCUGUGGUAAAACUUUGAUUGCUAAAGCUACAGCAAAGGAAGCAGGUUGUCGAUUUAUUAAUCUUCAACCCUCAACGCUGACAGAUAAAUGGUAUGGGGAAUCGCAGAAGCUAGCAGCUGCUGUUUUUUCCCUGGCUAUGAAACUGCAACCAUCCAUCAUCUUUAUUGAUGAAAUAGAUUCCUUUCUGCGAAGUCGUUCAAGUUCUGACCAUGAAGCCACAGCUAUGAUGAAGGCCCAGUUCAUGAGUCUCUGGGAUGGUCUGGAUACUGACUAUAACUGCCAAGUGAUAGUGAUGGGAGCUACUAAUCGCCCUCAGGAUCUUGACUCUGCUAUUAUGAGAAGGAUGCCCACAAGAUUUCAUAUCAACCAACCUGCAUCAAAGCAGAGAGAAGCAAUCUUGAAACUGAUUUUGAAAAAUGAAAAUGUGGACAGUGAAGUGGAUCUUCGUGAAGUUGCUAGAGACACAGAUGGGUUUUCAGGAAGUGACUUAAAAGAAAUGUGUCGUGAUGCUGCACUACUAUGUGUCAGGGAAUAUGUUAAUUCUACAUUUGAGGAAAGCAAUGAAGAUGAUGAAAUCCGUCCAGUGAAACAGAAAGACCUGCAACGGGCCAUUGAGAAAAUGAGGAAGUCCAAGGAAGCAACAAAUCAGAAUGUUCUAAUGCACGUCAGUUUAGAUUAAGGUUAAGCAACGGCGCUGUGGCCUAUGGCCUCUUUUGAGGACUGGCUAUGCCACUUAAAUAGUGGAAAUCAAUUGGAAGCAGGAAUAUCCUUUUAAUAAGUGUUUCUGGAAUUGUUUUUAUAUAUGCUGUUACCUAAAUUAUUGAAACCUAGUAAUCUUGCAAAAUUGGAUACGGCCUGUGGUAUCGAUCAUGACAUGGAAGAAUGUAGUCCAGCACAAAAGCAAUGUCUUGUUUCCUUGUUGUGGCCUUAAAAGCCGACUGUCAGUGGGUUCUAGUGUGGCAUAAUGGUCUACGGAGGACCAUGUACAUAUGUAUGAGACAGUGUGCAGUUUUUAUACACAGACAUAAUAUGUAGAUAACUUGAAUAUGAAAAGCCGCCUUUUUCUUUUUCUUUUUGUUUUCUGGGUUAAAGUGCAUCAGAUGAUUAAAAGGUUCAGCACACGCUUAUCUAUUUUUGUGUAGUUACCUUAAUGCAAAACCAGAAAACCUGUUUUUGCUAAUUAUCUUUUUUUUUCUUGGAAUGCAGGGCAAUCUGACCUCCUUUUCUCAACAUUAACUCAUGGGAUCCACUGGUGCCAUUUGUUUAGCUAGAAAACACUUUGUGAACAUUUUGAUUUUAUAUGAAUCCUAUAAAUUGUUAUUCUUUCCUUUUUUAAAGACAUCUUUUGUACAGUCAGGGUUAAGCAUUGUGGAACACUGGCAACAUUUAUUUUUUCUAUUUCUGAAUUGUGAAUUAUUUCCUAGAAAUAGCCAACAGGAAUGCUCCUGUUAAAGGCUUUUUUUUCUUUCUUUUUUUACUACUGUAGUGCUUGCUAGCGGCUGUAAUUGGUCACAACACAAAUCACUGCAGUAAGUACAUUGUUCUAAAAAGUUUUGCUUAGUUCCUUUUCUCCCCACAGUCUUGCUAAAUGGAGCAGUUCUUUCAGUGUCUUUCAGUGGAUAGCUAGAAUUAAUAACUUUCAGAUGUUCUUAAUGGAAGAGGUGAUAACACUGAGAUGUCUUUCAGGGAUAAUAUUGAAACUGAAUUUAAUUUUGUUGACCUGCUUUUUUAAAUCUUGUAUACGGACCUGUUACAACUUCAUUAAUCAAAACAACAAAGUGUCCAAAACAUACCAAAGCUUUUUUUUUUUUUGCAUAGUAACAAAGCAUUGGAAAGUAUGUUAAAAAAACAAUACCAGUGUAACUGGAUGAUUCUGACAUUGCAUCAUUUAAGUUCAUAAUUUUACUUUGCUGUUCUUGCAGGUGCUACUUUAUGGUGUAACCACAUUGUAUAAAGCACAGGAUGUUCUUUAUAAACUGAAUCUGGAUAGUUUACUCUUGAAUUCCCCUCCCCGUGAAAGAAAAGAAACAAUUAUCAAGUGGAAACUGGUUUGGGACUGAGAAAAACAAUGGAUUUCCACAGUGUAUAAUACUUUAUUCACACACACAUAUAUAUAUAUCACAUUUCUUCUACAGAGGUAGUUCUUGAGAGUUUUGUUUAAGUCAGAACUUUUUUUCAAGUGGCCAGAUUAGAGAUGAAAAGCCCUGAGAAAAAACCGAAAAAAUUGAUAAAAGGGGGGGGGGUCUGGAAAAAUUAUCAUUUUUUUCCAGGAAAAAUGGGGGGGAGUGUGUAAAAAAUAAAAAGACUCAGAAAUCUUUCAUUAAGGUCUUCUUCAUGUUAUAUAGUUUGAAUACCAUGUCGUAGAUAUAUUAUCACUUGGAAAGAACAUAUUCUACACAAUGUGUUAUCAAAGGUUUUCAUGACCAUAAUCACUGGGUUGCUGUGAGUUUUCUGGGCUGUUUGGCAAUGUUCCAGAAGCAUUAUCUCCUGACGUUUCGCCCACAUUUUUGGCAGGCAUCCUCAGAGGUUGUGAGGUCUGUUGGAAACUAGGCAAGUGGAGUUUAUAUAUCUGUGAAAUGUCCAGGGUGGGAGAAAGAACUCUUGUCCGUUUGAGUAAAGUGUAAAUGUUGCAAUUGGCCACCUUGAUUAGAAUUUAAUAGCCUUGCAGCUUCAAAGCCUGGCUGCUUCCUGGCUGGGGGCAUCCUUUGUUGGGAAGUGUUUGCUGGCCCACAUCGCGACCACCAAAUGCAGCAUUGCCCAAACACAAAUCAAGGAACAUGAAAGGCACUGCAGAUUAAUUCAGCCAGAGAGGUCAGCCAUAGCAGAGCACCUGAUGAACCAAUCUGGGUGCAGCAUAUUGUUUGAGAUCACAGAAAUGCUGGACCACUCCAAUAACCACCAUGUCAGACUACAUAGAGAAGUCAUUGAAAUCCACAAGCAUAUGGACAAUUUCAACGGAAAGGAGGAAACCACGAAAAUGAACAAAAUCUGGCUUCCAGUAUUAAAAAAAACCCCACUAAAAUCAGGUGAGAAAAUAAAGAGCAACACUAAAAAAAACGGGAAUUCUGGAAAAGAAACAAUUGGGGCCAGCUAACACCUCCCAACAAAGGAUCCCCAGGCAGGAAGCAGCAAGGCUAUUCAAUUCUAGAAAACCAGUCGUGUAAAUAGUUUUUGCACUAAUGAAUCCUGGGACAGGGCCAUCUAUAGGUACAUUGUGCCAGGCACUUGGUAUGUAUAGUCUUAAAUUUAUCAUUCCCAUGUUAUUUCUUAUGACCAUGAAUGCCUGUGUUUUGAAACGAUGAAUGGCUUUUUCCCCCUGUCUAUCCUCCCAUUUCUAUUUUAUUUCAUUCAUUUCAAUAAACUAAACCACAGAAUGCAAACCUAUAACAUUAUCUGGGCACUUUAUAGAGGUGCUGUUUGUUUGCAUCAUUUACUGAAGAGUUUUGUACCAGUUAAGCUGGAAUUGUUGGCAUAGCAGCAAGUCCUAGCUUAUGCCUUCUACAUCUAUUACAAACAUUUCUGCACACUUGCCAAUUUUCUUCAGUAGGAACAGAUUUACUGGAUAUUACUUCUUGUGACCAAAUACAUUAGUUUCACUAUUUCUGAUAAUACUACAUAAGCACAAAAAUACACCCCGCUUGGUUAAAAGCAAUAGAAGUUAAGCCAUUAAUUUUGUGUGGGAUAUAUUGUGCCUGGUUUGUCUCCAAGUAAAAGUUUUCAUCCCUUUUCCAGUUAUUUUUUCAAGACUGUUUUCAAAUUAUGUUUCUCCCAUUGGUUCUCAACCUGGAGUCCCCAGAUGUUUUUGGCCUACAACUCUCAGAAAUCCCAUCCAUUUUACCAGCUGUUAAGAUUUCUGGGAGUUGAAGGCCAAAAACAUCUGGGGACCCCAGGUUGAGAACCACGGCUCUAUACUGACCAAAGGUUGUAGCGACUCAGCGAGUCAGAGUUCUGCUUUUGCCCCACAUCUACAUCAGCCUGCAUGCAAUAUUUCAUACAAUUUUUGGAGACCCAAUAACCAUCAAAAGCGGCUUUGAAUUCUGUGCUGUUUGCUAACAAAAAGCAACAUGGAAUUCAAACUUGCCUAUUAGCAAAAACUCAGUAGAAGAGGAUCUAGUUGUGGCACAGUUUUAAAACUAGAAAAACAUUCUAAGGAAAUGAAGAUUUUACUAAGAAAAAAAAACUAACAUGUCUUACUAGUCAACGCUGAUUUCCAACACUACUGACUAGCUUUAUAGGCCUGACUUACUGUUUGAGGCAGGAACCAUUGGAAAGUUUCCAAUGAACUUCUAUAAUUGAAAAAAAAAUUGGAAUAUUUCUUUGGCCAAUUGCUCCUUUAGUUUUGUUCCCCACCCCCCUUUCCAAUAUAUUUCAUAUAUAUCUGUAUGCAGGUGGAGGCCAUGUUCUUUUAGUGCAAACAAAUAGUAAUCAGUAUUAAUAAUAACUUCAAUAAUAAUCAUAAUUUUAUUCUUGUAUCCUGCCACCAUCUCCCCGAAGGGACUCGGGGGCAGCUUACGCAAGGCUCAAGUUGCCUAAAAGCAGGACAUGAAAUAAAACAAUAUAAAAUACAAUUGAAAAAACACAUAAGCAUGUAAUAACUGCAUAAAAUUCAGACUAAAACAGCGUUUACCCGUCAGUAGUCAUAGUUUAUGCAAACAUGGCCAGGCUGUAAACAAUAGGGCUAGAGAAUGGGAGUAAGUACAGAGCUGUAACCAUGGGAUGAAGGCUUGGCUGCAUAACAAAUUCAUACCUAGAUCAGCUAGGGACUAAGCAUUCUCAAAAGCUUGUUUGAAUAGCCAGGUCUUCAGUAUUCAUCUUAUAGAAUCGAGCAGUCCUUCAUACUAUGAUAAGCAUUAAUCAUAUUCUUGAUAGAUACUUGAUGUGUGUUGAUAAAAGUUCAUGAUUUCUGGCAACUUGCUCAAAAGGCAAAACAGUCAUAUCUGAAAUGUCCAUUUUAUCAAAUCUCAUUCUCAAAUGCAAAUAUUACCAUGCUUUAAGGAAAAAUAUAAUGACCUGACUCCCAAAAUGUGUGGGCUUUAAAGAAGGGUGGAAGAUCUGUGAGCUGGCUGGGAAAAGCUCUACCUGGUUGGGGAGAAGUUCCAAACCUUCAGCACUUCUUGCCCCUAUGCUGAAGUACUAUGGAGUACAACUAAUAUUGUGUGCAUUGGACUUUUAUUGUAAUGGCUGCUAUAAGCAUGAACUUGCUUUAUACUUGUAGACCAGCUGGUAAGUUUUUCCCUCUGAUUUGGGAUUAUGAUGAUGAUCAUUUUGAUUCAGUGCCAAGAGUGGGCAACUAGUGGUUGAAGGGAAGCACAUGGAGUGUCAGAUUUUCUAUCCCUGGGAACAUCUUGGGGCAGGGGUUGCAAGAACUUCUCAAUAGAUAGAUAGUCUACUCUUCGUUUUUAAAAACAAUUUUUAAAAUGGAAUUAAAAUUGGCUUCCCCUUUAUUUUAACAACAAAAAGGGUAGUUUGGAUUCAGUCAUCUAUGCUAGAGAUAAUUCUUCUGAUCUUUUCAGUCUGCAGUGUUCUGUCCACAUUUUCAGGAGUUAUGGGCAUAUGACCUAGCAGUUUGAAAACAUGCAAAUGUGAGUAGAUCAAUAGGUACCGGUCUGGGGGGAAGGUAACGGUACUCCAUGUAGUCAUGCUGGCCACAUGACCUUUGAGGUGUCUAUGGACAACGUCGGCUUAAAAAUGGAGAUGAACUCCAACCCCCAGAAUCAGACACGACUAGACUUAAUAUCGGGGCAAAUCUUUACCUUUACCUAUGGGCACAAGACCCUACAAAACCAAAAAAAAAUCCUGAAAAUAAAUAAGCAUUAUAUUUUUAGUGGAGAGAACACAUCUCUAGGCCCCCAGUAUGACUAGUUCACAUCUGUCAGCUGUUGACCACAGUUUCACUGAAGGGCAUAGGGAUCCCUAGAGAGAAUGUAUUAAUUAUAUCUGCAUAAGUCCACAAAAUUGAAACUCAUAAAUAUGGGGGGUCGGGGGCAAUGUACCAGUGGUUUUAGGUUGUUGGAAAUACUAAGUUAGGCCCUAACUCCUAAUCAAAGUAGCACAGACCGCUAUUCCCCACCUCCCCAUGUGAAGCUACAGUUACAUUCUAAGGUUCAAUACAUAUAACACUUCUUAAAAGUGAAAGUCAGUCAUAGAAGUAUGCGUGCCAUGCAUAUUCUCCUGGAGGUUGUGGAUUCUUCCAUGCUUGUCUAUAUUUCCCAUCAGUCCUAUCCAACAUAGACAAUAAUGAGGGAUUAUGGGAAUUGCAUUCCAACCACAUCAAGGGAGCAUUAAAGAUGCAAUUCUUUGUUCUUCAGGGAAGCAUUUUUUUAAUAGUACGAGAGUCUCUGGAAACUUCAUGUUUUGAAGACCUUGCCAUUGUCUGUGUGCACAAAAUUGCCUUUAGGGUUUAUUUUUUGCACAGAAACCAUUUUUCUUCAUAGAGAACAGAUUUCUUACACAUUUUAACAAAUGGCAAAUGUAGUUCAAUACUUGAAGUUUUUGAACAUUUAUUUGCACAGAACAGCAUUUUCUACAUAGAAAACACCAUUUCUUAUUUCUGUACAAAUUUGUAUAGAACACACUUGGCUGUUUGGGUGUUUUUCCUCCAUGACAAACCAUGUGGGAGAAAAAAUUUCGAACCGCAAGGAUUCUUGUAGAUCCAGGAUUCUCUACUUCAGUGUUUCCCAAUGCUUGAAAAUCAUCUUUAACCAUUUUUGGAAUAUUCUUUCCAUCUCUAAUACACUUGCCACUCCUGUUCUGUAUCAUGCUCCUGUUUCGUGUCACAUUGUGUGUAUCAUUGAGCGGUGUUUUGCUUGUUCAUCCGCUACGCUCACAAGAUCUAGAAAACAAGUCUAACGUGGUCUUCAGGAUACUAAGGUUGGAAUUUGUUAUUGUGGAUCCUUAUUUUGAAAUUUAAACAUUUUCACUGUGCUGAGUGGACUUUCUUACCUGAAGGUUUACUCAUUGGAGACUUUGAUAUGGCAGCAAACAACACAGCGUCACUAGGCACACUUGUGCUAUAUCUCAAAACCAAAAUUGACUUCCUGAUAAAAUGAAAUAAAAUGAAAGAGCAUAACUAAGGCUAUUUAACUGUUGGAGCACCUUCUGAAAUCCAAAAAUAAGUGGUCUUGACUGCAUUUAAAUAGAUAAUAAAGCAAUAAAUGUGACAUAAUUGUAGCAGAAGACUUGCGCUUGUGUUUUUUCUGUGUGUUGCUACAGCUGAGCUUCUCAUUGGUUUUGUGGAUCACACAAAGCUACGUGUACUCUCUCCACAAUGGCUAUUUGUAAAUGGGAAGAGAAGAAAUAAAGCUAUGUGUGGCCUGAAGUCUUAA